UCUUGAAUGUCUCCUGUAAGAGGGAGUAAUUGUACAAUGUGAUCCCGCGAAGGAAUGGCAUGCAUCCAUUUUAUAUAUUUUGGGCAGGGGUCGAGGGUUGUCCUUCUCACGAAGUCGCUGUGAUCUCGCACACCUCCUUAGAGAGAGAAAGCGAAGUGGGGUUCCUUUAUAUGCACACAUCAGAUCAGAGGAAGCAAAUUUGGGUGACUGUAUUAGAGAGAGAAGGCCUGAACUUCCCACUGCUGUAAAUUAGAGAGAGAAAACGCUGAGCUCUGUGCGACUUGCUUCCCCUGCUAGAGAUAGAUAGAGAGAGAUAAAGCCCAAAUCAGAUCCAUGGAAGUUUUCCUGAACUUCUGUGAUGAAGAUACGGGAAAGAGCUUCACAUCCCAUCUCAACAGAGUUCUCAUUGAUUCCGGUAUUUCCACCUUCUUCUUCCCAUCCAUACUACAACAACAACCAAGGGAUAUACAAAGAGCCAUUGAGAAGUGUGAGGUGUUUAUAGCCAUCUUUUCCCCCAAUUAUGCUUCCUCUUUCUUCUGCCUUGACCAACUUUCUUAUUUUCUGAGUUUGCCACGGAGGUCGAGGUUUAUUCUUCCUGUGUUUUAUGAUGUGGAGCCUUCGCAUGUCCGCUGGCAAAGUGGGCUUUUUGAAGAAGCCUUUGUGGAUCACAGGAAUAAGAAUGGGUUUGAUGAGGAGACAGUGCAGAAGUGGAGAAAGGCUUUGAAAGAAUUUGCCUCUCUUUCUCGUUGGGAAAUGAAGAAUUACAGGACGGAAGCAAAUUUGGUAAAUGAACUUGUCAAGCAUGUUUCUGCAAAGUUGAACUAUGAAACACCAUUGCAUGUCACUGAUUACCCGAUUGGGCUCGAUUCUCGGGUGGAUGAUGUGCUGAGACUCUUAGACAUUGAUGCUAAUGAUGCUCGGAUGAUUGGUAUCCAUGGUAUGGGUGGCAUCGGUAAGACCACUCUUGCCAAGGCAGUGUUCAACAAAAUAUAUUCCAGCUUCCAAGGCAGUUGUUUCCUCUCAGAUGUUCAAGAAUCUUCAAAAACAAAUGUUGGAGUUGUCAGCUUGCAGAAACAACUUCUCCAGGAACUGCUUAAUGAAGGAGAUCCAUGUAUUUGUAAUGUUGAUGGAGGCAUCAAUGUUAUUAAGAAUAGGAUUGGGUCCAAGAAAGUUCUUGUUGUAAUUGAUGAUGUUGAUAGCGAGGAGCAGCUUGAAAAAAUAAUCGGUAAUCGUGAUUGGUAUUCUCAAGGAAGUCGGACCAUCAUCACUAGUAGGGAUGAGCAUGUGUUGAAUGUGCGUAAUAGAGUGGAUAGUGAUCAUAUUUAUGAGCUCAAGGGAUUGGAUGACGCACAAUCUCUUGAACUAUUUAGUUGGUGUGCAUUCCAGAGGAAUCAACCGAUGCAAGAAUAUGUGCAGCUCUCCAAGGAUGUGACAUCCACCGCUGGUGGGCUUCCCCUUGCUCUUGAAGUUCUGGGAUAUUACUUAUGUGACAAGCGAAGCAUUGAUGAGUGGGAAGAUGCAACAACAAAGUUGAAAAGAAUUCCUGAAGAUAAAAUCAUGCUGAAGCUGAAAGUAAGUUUUGAUGAUUUGAGCGAAGAAACAAAACAAAUAUUUCUUGACAUUGUGUGCUUCUUUAUUGGGGAAGAUAAGGAUUAUGCAAUUGACAUAUGGAAAGGUUGUUGUUUCCCUGCUUUAGAUUCCAUAAGGAAAUUAUUGCAAAGGUUACUUAUAAAGAUUAUGAAUCGGAAUUCCUUGUGGAUGCACGACCAACUUCGUGAUAUGGGGAGACGGAUUGUUGAACUAGAAAACCUGGGUGAUCCUGGAAAGCGUAGUAGGUUAUGGUCUGAAGAAGAUGUCACUGCUGUGUUGAAGAAUUACAUGAUUAGGGAACUCGUAAGGUUCGAGGUCUAAUACUUGAAGGGAAUGAAUGGGAGAGGAGUUGGGAAACUGAAGCAUUUAAACCAAUGACUAAU
This is a messenger RNA of Amborella trichopoda, 1973 nucleotides long. The record is from RefSeq and is a predicted model, not a curated record. NCBI's taxonomy places the organism in Eukaryota, Viridiplantae, Streptophyta, Magnoliopsida, Amborellales, Amborellaceae.